AUAUCUGCCUUUUUCUCGAAAAUCCAAAUGUCCAAAUAGCCUCAUUGCAGGCGUUAUGGAUUCACUAAGAGCAUCAAGAAGCUUCCACGUCUAUUUUUUUUUAUAGCUACAAUACAUUUCAUAUUCAGUGAUCCCCUUUAUGAAAUCAACUCAAGUUUGAGGAAUAGACUAAUUUGAGGCAUGGUGAAUAAUUUAAUCCGAUAUCCAGAUUAUGCACUUUGAAAAAUGUGCAGUAUUUAUAAUUCAGAUGAUCUCAGGCAGCAUGUCCCUUUGUGUAUGUAACAGUAGAACUGGAACCUCAUGGGGGUAUAACAUACUGGUUAUAAAAUAAUGAACACUGUGGUCCCCUAGAAGUCAUUGCAGAAUCAGGUGUGCAUGAUGUACAUGUAUAUACAUGAUGAAGUAAAUACUAAGUUGCAUCUCUAACCAGGAAUACGAUAGUGGUUUAUUUGCAGUACGGUUAUUACUGCUUAUUACCUGUUAUUACUGCUUAUUACCUGUUAUUACUGCUUACUAGUACUUCUACUGGUUGUUGUCUGUAUGGUUAGAAAGUACCAUACAAACUAUUGUAACCUCCUAGCUAUAUUCCCUUAGUGAUCAAAUCAAAUUACAUUUAUUUAUAAAGCCCUUUUUACAUCAGCAGAUGUCAUAAAGUGCUUAUACAGAAACCCAGCCUAUAAACCUAAACCACAAGCAAUGCUGAUGUAGAAGCAUGGUGGCUAGGAAAAACUCCCUAGAAAGGCAGGAGCCUAGGAGGAAACCUAGAGACGAACCAGGCUCUGAUAUCUCGGGAGUCUGUUUUUGGUCCACGUUUUCUCUGUGUGGAGGCUGGCUGGGGGGCGUGAGUAAGGCUGUUAUCAGGCCCAGCAGUGCUGAACCGACCAGGGGCCACCCCUGGGUGGGAAAGGGCAGGGCUGGGUGCCCAUGGCAGGCUGUCUCCUCCAGUGUAGAUAACUUUGUUCUGGGCUCAGAGAGAUGACAUCAUGAAGGAUGGCGAUGAAGAUGUCGGUGCAGAGAUGGGAAGUGUUAUCUGCUGCCCUUCACUAACAAUGCCAUCUAGUGGGGACACACACACACACACAUGCACACACACACACACACACUAGGCCUUACAUAAUAUUUACGAUUGGUGCUCCAGGCCAGAACUCAUGGUGAACUGCAGAUCCAUUUUCUCCCAGAUGUUGUCAAUGAAAAGUUAUUCCAUAAGACAAUUCCAAGAGCUGUUUACCCAGUGUCAUUCUGAUAUCUAAUAAUAUUGGAUGAAUGAUACUGCAACACUCAUGAAGGUGUUAUGACGGGUUUUAUAAAGAUGUUAGGAAUGCCCCAUUUUGAAGUCAAAUGUUACACAGAGAUUUAGUGAUCUCUUAUCUCCUGUGCCGACUCAUCCAGAGAUUUAGUGAUCUCUUAUCUCCUGUGCCCGACUCAUCCAGUGAGGCUACCUCUGUCAGACAUGGUCUGUGUUGGGAGCCAGGGGGGGUGGUGGUGGUGUGUGUAUUUAGGGUGGGAGGUGUUUAAAAAGCAGACACAGUGGCACAACUUAGUCAUGUCAUAUAGAAGUGAGGGACUGCACACUAUAGGCAUGUAUCUACUCACGAAAACAAAAGACUCUUAGACUUGAAGAAAUAUUGGAGCUACAUUUAAACCACUCUCAAGAAAGAUUUCAUUUCAUCUGGACUUUUCACUCUACAGGAUGUGUCGCAUCAUCAACUUCCUGCUGGCUCUGCUGAGCCGUUUCCUGUUUGCUGUGCAUGGGGUGGUGACCGUGUGGCGUGUGGUCGCCGUCAAAGGGGAGCCCCUCUAUUGGCUGCUGCUGAUGGGCGUGGCUCUGCUGGGGGUGGAGAUGGCAGUCACCAUCAAGUGUACCCGCAAUGCAGAGUGGAAAUGGUUCUCCCCCAUGGUUUUCCUCUACCUCAGUACCGUCAUCCCCUCCAUUUGGUUCCUGGAGCUCAGCCUGCUGCAGUACAAGCUCCCUGUCAACAUCUCCUCUGGCCCCGAGCUAGAAGAGCUGCUGGCUCACAUCCCCAUCUCAGCAGACAUCUUGCAGCUGGACCCAGAGAACUGGGCGGCAGGGCUGGAGCAGACCAUGCUCAUCGUACUGGUGCUGGGCCGCUGGCUUAUGCCCAAAGGAGACAUGUCCCGCGACCAGCUCUCCCAGCUCCUCAUGGUCUACGUGGGCCUGGGCGCUGACAUCCUGGACAUAUUUGACACCUUCAAGGAGCCCGAGGUCAAGACCAACCGGGCCGUUAUCAUUAUGGGCCUUGCCCUCUUUUCCUGGGCCCUCAUGCAGUUCCCCUUGGUUCUGACCCAGACCAGUCCCCCCAAGGCCCAUCUCCAGCCCUGUUUGUCCCAGCCCGGCUUCCCCCAGCGGGGCCUCUCUCAGGAGGGAAGCGUGGCUGUAGUGGAGAGACUGCCUGGAGCUCCCCCCUCCUGCUAUACACCGUGCUGCUCCAGUGAAGUGUGGAGUCUGCUGUUGACUGUGGGGCUCCAGGACGGGCCAUUUCUCAUCUACCGCCUCUACCUCAUGAUCAGGGAGAACGUUCUUAACCAGCUAAUGAUCUUCUUCACCUGUAAAAACAUCCUUGUCGUCCUGCUGGAGUUCUACAGGAUCUUUGUGGUGCAGUGUGAGCAGCAGGGGGAGGGCUGCCUAGGGGGGCUGGAGAGGUGUGCAAUGCCCUGGUGCCAACAAGCCCAGGAGGAGGAGGUGGAGGGAAGACGACAGGAUAGUGGAGAACAGAACUGCCAGAGAGAGGAGGGGAGGGAGGUGGUGGAGGGGGAGAGGGAGGGGGAGGGGAAGCGGGAGGGUAGCGGGGAAGGGGAGGAGGAUGAGGGAGGAAAGGAAAGUGGAGAACAGAGCUGCCAGACAGAGGUGGAGGUGGAGGGGGAGAGACAAAGAAUCAGAUCAGAGGGGUUGCCAGGUGUAGAGCCUACGAUGCCAUGA
Molecule: messenger RNA, 2938 nt
Organism: Oncorhynchus nerka (sockeye salmon)
Lineage: Eukaryota; Metazoa; Chordata; Actinopteri; Salmoniformes; Salmonidae
Product: transmembrane protein 26-like
Exons: 4
Coding region: 1691-2938 (415 amino acids)
Source: RefSeq, a predicted model, not a curated record